Molecule: messenger RNA, 1565 nt
Organism: Drosophila willistoni
Lineage: Eukaryota; Metazoa; Arthropoda; Insecta; Diptera; Drosophilidae
Product: pickpocket protein 19
Exons: 5
Coding region: 6-1559 (517 amino acids)
Biological process (GO): sodium ion transmembrane transport
Cellular component (GO): membrane
Molecular function (GO): ligand-gated sodium channel activity
Source: RefSeq, a predicted model, not a curated record
UCCGAAUGUUGCUGUAUACGAAAGAGCUUGUGGCACCGCGUCCAAGGCCAGGACAUGGUCUUUUAAAGUUUAAGAAGCAAAAGUACAAGAAUUUUGUACGACACUCUCUAGCCCAUUCCACGGUACACGGGCUACAGCAUGUCUUUGAGGAGGAGGAGGAAAGACAUGUUUGGUUGCGCUACUUUUGGUUGUUCAUUGUGGCUUCUUCUUCGAUUGGCUGUUUUGCCAUAUACUCCCUGUUGGAACAUCGGCACGAUGAGCAGCAGUUGGUCAGUAUCAUUGAGACUACGCAGUUACCUGUCUAUAGCAUUGAAUUCCCUGCGGUUGCCAUUUGUCCGUGGAGUCAUGUCAAUUGGGCACGGGCCAAAGCAGCUGCUCAUCGAUUCUUGCCAGCAAAUCCCAAUAACGAAAUUCUGGAAGGUUUCCAUCAAUUGCUCAGUCUCUUGGAUAAGGCAAACUUUGGUAAUUUCGAGAAACUAGAUAGGUUAUCUACACGCAACUUAACGGACUUAAUGAAUCUAAGUGUCACAAAACUUUCCUCGUACUUGGCUUACCGCUGCGACGAGCUGUUUGUACCCGAUUCUUGUAUUUUCGAUGAGACUCCGUUCGAUUGUUGUAAACUCUUCGUUCAGGAGCAUACGGAAAAGGGACUAUGUUUGGUUUUCAACUCAAUGAUAUCGGAAAAUUCACGACAGAAACAGCUCACCAAUGAGUUUUAUCCUUACAAACUGAGCACAGCAGGAGAGGGAACGGGAUUGCAGUUUACUUUGCAAUUGAAUGAAUCUUUUCUGCGGCCAGGCACCAUCAUAUACGAAAUACCAUUUGCAAUGAAUCUGAUGAUAAAGGAGCCGCGACAGUGGACACAACAAAUGGCCAACGUUUUUCACCUUUAUGCACACACCGAGAACUUUGUGGCAGUUCAUCCAACAGUUUUUGAGACAACUCCAAGCACAAAUCAAAUGAAAUUACGACAAAGGCGCUGUUAUUUUGAUUAUGAACGGAAGCCCUACUAUCCGGAAACAGAUCUGGCCUAUAGUCGAGAAAACUGCAUUGCUGUUUGCUUGCAUCAUGCCGUCCUACGAGUUUGCAACUGCUCCACACCUGGAUACUAUCCACCCAUAGAGGGCACUCGGGAAUGCAGCGUUCUUGAUGCCAAAUGCCUAGCCCAGAAUGCAGACAUUUUUAGCUAUGUUAAGAUGAGGGAUCAAGACAAGUACAUCAAUGACUCGCGACGAGGACAACUCUGCCAUUGUCCAGAGAACUGCAAUUCACGACAAUACAAACUCACAUUAAAUGUGCGCAACAUAAACUACGACGCAAAUGAGACUAGAAAGUUGAUCAAAACGCAAGUUUUUUACGGCCAGCGGGUGAUGACCAAAAUUGUAACGAAGCUUAGGUACACGACAUUGGAUUUGCUAGCCAACUUCGGAGGAAUUUUGGGCCUUUAUAUGGGUGCAUCGGCGCUGAGUUUCAUUGAAGUCGGAUACUUGUUGGUAAAACUGCUGUGGAUGCUGCUCAAAGAUGGUUACCUUAAAAUAAAAACAAUGUUCGUUAACUGAUUUCGU